UCCUGACCCAAUCAUGGUGUACGCGUAUGGUGUAGAAAGAAGCAUAGACUUGUCUUUUUAAAGAUAGUCGAUGAUGUCCAACUCUCUACAUUCAGUAAGCAGACUGAUCAGGCAUUGCAUACACACGUCCACUAACUAAUUUCUUCCAUGGCCUCUUCUUCAUCCUCUUCUUCAGUCACCUCUCCAUGGAGCUACGAUGUCUUUCUGAGCUUUAGAGGAGUAGAUACCCGUAAUACUUUUACUGGCCAUCUCCACCAUGCUUUGUCUCAAAAGGGAAUCCGUACUUUCAUAGAUAAGGAUGAAGUUAAAAUGGGUGAUGAGAUUUCACCUACACUUCUCCAAGCUAUAGAAGGUUCAAGAAUUUCUAUCAUUGUGUUAUCAACAAAUUAUGCAUCAUCAACAUGGUGUUUAGAUGAGUUAUUGAAGAUUCUUGAUUGUAAAAAAUCAAAACAACAAAUAGUUCUACCUGUGUUUUACCACGUAGAUCCAUCAGAUGUUCGACAUCAAAGAAGAAGUUUUGGUGAAGCAUUGGCUAAACAUGCUGAGAAAUUGAAGAAGUUGCAACUGUGGGAGAAAGCCCUUCGAGAAGUUGCCAAUUUGGUCGGAUACCAUCUCAAAAAUGGGUAUUAUAUUCUAACCGCUUUUAAUUAUAUAUGCCUUCCAUUGAUCAAGAUUGCCUUUUUGCCCCCAUUCUAUGUAUGAAUCAUCAGUGUGCAUGAUCUUUGUCCAAUACGGGAGAAACUAAUCACAACUUGAUCAACAGAAAUAUAUAAAUCAUGUUUAUCAUUUUUUCUUGUCUAUCAAUUUUCGAGAAAACCAAAUA
Carya illinoinensis is the source of this 823-nucleotide messenger RNA. Its product is annotated as disease resistance protein RUN1-like. The coding region runs from base 148 to 702 and encodes 184 amino acids. Gene Ontology annotation, biological process: signal transduction. Lineage: Eukaryota; Viridiplantae; Streptophyta; Magnoliopsida; Fagales; Juglandaceae. The record is from RefSeq and is a predicted model, not a curated record. The transcript has a single exon.